Molecule: messenger RNA, 4972 nt
Organism: Pecten maximus
Lineage: Eukaryota; Metazoa; Mollusca; Bivalvia; Pectinida; Pectinidae
Product: nuclear pore complex protein Nup155-like
Exons: 36
Coding region: 144-4202 (1352 amino acids)
Biological process (GO): protein localization to nuclear inner membrane; transcription-dependent tethering of RNA polymerase II gene DNA at nuclear periphery; protein import into nucleus
Cellular component (GO): nuclear pore inner ring; nuclear pore
Molecular function (GO): structural constituent of nuclear pore
Source: RefSeq, a predicted model, not a curated record
AUGGCGGGCACAUGUUCUCAUGCAACACAGAGAUGAAGUGUUUUAUCGUAGCUCACUGUUUGAAGAUUAACUGUUAGUCUGGCCUCAACGAGACUGAAAGAAGAAAUUAUAGAAGCUAUACACUAUAAUUAAUCCCCCAAGGGAUGGCUUCUUUCAUGACUUCGGGGGUGAUGCCUCCGCCAAGUCACCAAGAUGUGAUGGACAGUGCUGGGAGACUCCUUGACAAGCAUAUGCAAGAUGACAGAAGCUAUCUAGACCUUUCAGAUCAACUCAAAGUUCCUGUUCAUAACCAGCCUUGUAUCAGUGGUCUAAAUGAGUUGGACUACCCCAGUCUGCCUGAAGCCAGAGUUGGACUGGAAUGUCUGCCAGAGAUCAGCAAUGUCAAGCUGGUUCCUCUCCCUCCGGAACUCAUGGAACAGUUUGGACGUAUGCAAUGUAACUGUAUGAUGGGUCUAUUUCCUGAUGUGGAGCGGGCCUGGCUGGCUAUUGAUAGUGAUAUCUUUGUCUGGAGAUAUGAAGACGGAAGUGACCUGGCUUAUUUUGAUGGGCUGAGUGAAACCAUCCUGAGUGUAGCUUUAGUUAAACCCAAAGUUGGAAUUUUCCAACCUCACAUUCAGUAUCUUCUGUGCCUGGCCACUCAUGUGGACAUUGUCCUGCUUGGUGUCAGUUUCUCACAGCCCAGGGAUGGUGUAUCAGCAGAACUGGGGAAUGGCGAGAUGCACCUCCUACCAGAGCCACUGUUCUCUAUUCCCACAGACAACACGUACAUAAUGAACAUAAUCGGCUCAGACAAUGGUCGAAUAUUUAUGGCUGGCAAGGAUGGUUGUCUGUAUGAGUUGGCUUAUCAGGCAGACGAUGGAUGGUUCAGUCGGAAGUGUCGAAAGAUAAACCACUCCACCAGCACACUGUCUUUUCUCAUACCAUCCUUUCUCAACUUCUCCUUUAGUGAAGAUGAUCCAUUGGUGCAGCUUAGUCUGGACCAAUCUCGACACAUUCUGUAUGCUCGGUCAGAGAAAGGAACUAUUCAGGUGUUUGAUCUAGGCCAGGAUGGUAACAGUAUGGGGAAGGUAGCCGCUGUUCCUCUGCAGACCAUAGUACACAAUGCAUGGCAUAUAGCAAGGACGAUUGAAAGGUCCAACUUCAAACCUCUGGUUCACAUAAGUGCAAUAACACGACAAGAAUCUGCGAACAUACACUUGGUGGCCGUCACUCAGUCAGGAGUACGGCUGUAUUUUUCUACCAACAACUUCGGGAAUAACAAAGGACGUCCAUGCAUGCUGACACUAGUCCAUGUACGUUUACCACCAGGGUUUUCGGCAACAGCAGGCAUUCAGAAACCCAGCAACAUCCAUACAGCCUACCAUAAAAAUGGCACAUUGUUGCUGGUGUCGUCUCAGUCUGAGGAGAGUGAUGCCAUGUGGACCAUCAGUGGUGAUUCCUUCCCCUUUCAGAGCCAGCUCAUGGAAGCACAGACAACCAUUCCUAUUAAUGGUAGGACAUGGGCUGUGUGCGAGAUUCCAGCGCCUGCAUUAGAACCUGGUAUAUUCAGACAAGCUAAGCCUGGUAUAAACCUGAAAGCAGAUCCACCUGCUGUAGUUACACAGCACACAGAGCUACCCAGGAGGUUUGUCCUCCUUACAGCACAGGGGAGCCACAUCCUCAGUAAGUUACGACCAGUUGAUCAGCUGAGACAGCUUUUGAUAGACUGCCAGGGACCUGAUGCUGAGGAAGUGAAGGGAUUCUUUAGGCUCCACAGGAUUGAACAAGCUUGUGCCACUUGUCUGAUUCUGGCCUGUUCCCGCCUUGCAGCUGACCAACCGAUUGCUAACUGGGCCACCAUGGCCUUCUUUAUGUAUGGUGGAGAGGCUCAAUAUAACUAUGGAGGAAGUGGAAUGGGGAUGGAUCGCUCCCUAAUGGCCAGCAAUAUUGGACCCUCGGGUCUGCAUCCUACUGUGACCUCUACACCAGCACCAGGGAUGGGCCACGGAUACUUCCACCCUUCACUCACCCAGGGGCCAACCAUUGGCCAAGAUGUCCUCUUUUCUGGCAAACACAAUGGCAUCUGCCUCUAUCUGUCAAGGAUUUUGAGGUGUAUAUGGGAAACUGCUGUGGCCUCAGACUUUCCAUACAGUACUCCUCAAGGGAUGCUCAACUAUCUUACAUGUUCCUUCACCACUGACGAGUUAACACAAAUCCUGGAGAACAUCCGUGGACUUUCUGAUUUUGUAGAUUUCAAUUCCAGAUAUGAGACUGGGCCAUCAGAAAGCAACGUGCCUCCAAUGCCCUUUUCCUCACACCUGAUGGGGCCUGUCGAUGAUCAGCUGAGGAAAACUCUUCAAGGAGAGGCCCAGAAGAUGGAGAAAAUUUCCCUGCAACACAUUCAAGAUCUUAUCCAUCGUAUUGAGGAGGUAUUAGGUCUCCUGAAGAUUCUUGUUGACCACCAGUUUCACAUAGUCGCCAGUCAGUUAUCAAAGGACCAGCAGAAUCAAUUGCGAACAAUGAUGUUCAAACAUCUUGUAAUCAGUGGCAAAGAUAUCUGCAGCUCUUUGAUAACUUGCCUCAUCAAUCGUUACCUUGAUGACAAUGCAACAAUAGAUGCUAUCAACAACAAACUACGAGAAAUUUGUCCAUCUUUGUACAGCAGUGAUGAUGCAACUUGUUCAAAGGCUAGUGAAUUGUUGCAAGCCGCCCGAGUGAAUCAGAAUCAAGCUGAAAGGAAACGACAGCUUGGAGAAGCACUGAAGCUAUAUAAGGAAGUGUCACAACCCCUCCAGCUGACUGUUGUAUGUAGCCAGUUUGCCAAUGUUCAUUACUAUGAUGGAAUUGUCGACCUCUGUCUGACCCUUGCACAUAAACGAGAUCCCCAGCAUCUGGCCCUUCAUUUCUACAGGAGUGGUGAGCCCCCAGAGGAUCUACAGGGCAUGUCAGCUUACAUGUCUAGGAUGGAGUGUUAUAACUGUAUCACCGGGACACUGGGUUUCCUAUCCACGACAAGCACCUCCUUCCCACAGGCACCAAAGGUUCCUGGGCCACCACCCACCCCUGAUCCCAGUAGACUCUCCCCCCAGGAGGCUGAUCAGUUUAAAUCUGACAUAUUCCGGCUGGCCCUGAAGAGUGAUGAUGAACUGUUCCAUGUAGCUCUGUAUGAUUGGUUGUACAGCAUGAACCAGACAGAAAAACUGCUGGAGAUUCAGUCACCAUUUAUGGAACCUUACCUGAAAAGGAAGACCGGUUACCAGUCAGAAGCUGUAGGAGCAUUAGACAUGUUGUGGAAAUACUAUGAAAAAAGUCGUAACUUCCCUGCAGCUGCCAAAAUACUGUCUAGAUUAGCAGAAAGACAUGGAACGGAUGUAAGACUCCAACAAAGGAUAGAGUAUCUGUCCAGAGCGAUCAUGUGUGCCAAAAGUUCAACAUCUCGCACCAGCUCUGCUGCUGAGGGUGAAUUCCUGCAUGAACUUGAGGAGAAGAUGGAGGUUGGCAGACUUCAGCUUCAGGUUCAGAAUGCCUUGAGUAAAAGAAGGGAUCGUAACCAUCAGAGUAUCACUGAAGCCUUGGGUCGACUAGAUUCCGAUCUCCUAGAUCUAACACUGUUAUACGAGGAGUUUGCAGACAAAUAUGACCUGUCCGAGUGUAAAUUAGCCAUUAUUCACUGUGCUGGGUUGUUUGAUGCAGCUUUAGUAGAAAAUCUCUGGCAGAGCAUCAUUGAUAAGGAAGUGGAAGCUACCAUGGGUAUGGCCACUCCGAUGAGAAUCACAAAUAUCAGGAACAAGAUGGAACCUAUUGGAAAGCAGUAUAUAAAGACGGAACGAUACUUCCCCUUAGCAUUCCUGGUGAAGUAUAUAGAACAGCGGAGUUGUGAGUUAGACUUCACAUCAUCCUGGGUGUAUGAGAUGAUCCUUGAGAUUGGCGUGCCUCCACCAAAACUGUUAGAAAUUUAUGACAGAAUGUUCAAGUCUCGGGAUCCUUAUUGGCAGACAAUUCAACGACCAUUACAUUUACUAGAUGUUCUGUCAAAUCUUCUGGCACACCUCACAGCCAACCCAUCACUUAUACCUGUGUAUGAAAGGAGACCCUUCUCAACAUUGUGUCUGGACUUUGUGGCGACUUACCUCGUGGAGCUACAGACAAUGAGGAUGACCGACCACCAUCGCCGACUUGUUGGACAGUUUAAACGCCUACAGGCUGAACUUGAGAGGCUGUGAUGAAGGGUGCAAGAAUAAAACAUACUACGUGAGCAGGCACCGAAGAGUGCUUGUAUCUUUGAACUAAAAUGGAAGUAUUUAUUACAAUGGAAGAAAAGCACCAAUACACAAAUAUAAUCCCAAUAUUUGACUACGUGUCUGAAGUUAGAGAAUGGACUGUAUCAGGGAACAUGGAUUUGUUAGUGUUACAAAAAGUGAAGUUAUGUAAAGGAUGGUGUGUAUAAAGGACAUUUUGUAAGAAAGGAAUGUCAUUGGACUUUGCUGUAAUGUAUUGAUGCAAUUUUUGAGCAACUGAUAUCUGAAAUAUUCUCUAGUUAACAUCAAGUGUGUUGGACAUUAUUUGACCAUUUGGCUGUAUUGUAAGAACAGUGAGUGAGAUGAUAGAGUGAGAUGUAAUAUUGUGACAUUGUUUGUAGAGAUUAUUUUGGUAGGUUAAAUGUUUAGGCAUUAACUUGAUUUGAAAUCUAUAUAUUUUUAUAGAGGUUAAAAUAAGGAUAAAUUUUGUAAUGUCUACAAUCAUGCAAGUAAUUUUGAAUGUUAGUGUAUAUAUAUGUAUGAAAUCUUGGGUGAAAAAUAAGUAUGAAGAAUCAGUGUGUUACAUGCAAUUUAUAUAUCUGUUACAAUUGGAAUUAGCAAAUGAAAUCAUGAACUGAAUGUUUAUGGUAAGCAUAUGAACGAAAUAAUGUCCUCUUAUCUUGUGAUAUAAGGUUUUUUCUGUAUUGUGAAAUGUUUUUUUCAUUUUGUGAAUAAAUGAAAUUUCACAAAAUUUA